UGGGUCUGAGCCCGCAGGGGGUUGGCACGUGACAACAGUGCCAGGAGUCCCAACUCCUUGUGUUUAUUUUGUUUAUUUGCCUUAGAUUAACAAAAUGCAGGCUCCCGUGGCACUUCUCAGCUCCCCGGCACUGUUCCGAUGCUGCUCCAGGGCUCUGGCCAGGCCCGUUUCAGUGUCUGUUUUCAGCAGGCCUGAGGCUCAGACUGCACAGCAUUCCAGCUGCUGGCUGUGCCAUUCCAGCUGCUGGCUGCCUGCCACGCCACUGCUCUUUGCUCUGCCUGCAGGACACAAUCCCGGGAAUUCCGGGCUCCGCUUUGCCCGUUUCCUUCUCGCCGCGGCUUUUCCUCACUGUGCUUCCUUCCUGCUUUUUCUCCCGACCCGCAGGAACCCCUCCCUCAAGCAGCAGCUCUUCUCCUAUGCCAUCCUGGGCUUUGCCCUGUCCGAGGCCAUGGGGCUCUUCUGCCUCAUGGUGGCCUUCCUCAUCCUCUUCGCCAUGUGACGGCUCCGCCCGCGGCUCCCGGCGCUCCGGCCUGGCCACUGGAGCCUCCUCCCAUCGCAGCGUUCCAGACUGACCACUAAAGAAAGGAUUUCUCUAAAUAAACUGGUGGCUUGGUUUUUGG
This is a messenger RNA of Lepidothrix coronata (blue-crowned manakin), 620 nucleotides long. RefSeq names its product ATP synthase, H+ transporting, mitochondrial Fo complex subunit C1 (subunit 9) (gene ATP5MC1). Gene Ontology annotation, molecular function: proton transmembrane transporter activity. Gene Ontology annotation, biological process: proton motive force-driven ATP synthesis; proton transmembrane transport. The record is from RefSeq and is a predicted model, not a curated record. The coding region runs from base 95 to 499 and encodes 134 amino acids. Lineage: Eukaryota; Metazoa; Chordata; Aves; Passeriformes; Pipridae. The transcript is spliced from 3 exons.